This is a messenger RNA of Leptopilina heterotoma, 1507 nucleotides long. Its product is annotated as calcium and integrin-binding family member 3-like. The record is from RefSeq and is a predicted model, not a curated record. NCBI's taxonomy places the organism in Eukaryota, Metazoa, Arthropoda, Insecta, Hymenoptera, Figitidae. The transcript is spliced from 4 exons. Gene Ontology annotation, molecular function: calcium ion binding. The coding region runs from base 423 to 1022 and encodes 199 amino acids.
AAUCCGAUGAAUUUAUUAUGAUUAGAUAUCGCUUAUUAGCGAAUAAUUUGAACUUCCUAAUAGAAUAUUGAAAAAAAAAUGGGCGUGCUAAACCGCACCUACUUUUUUACCACUAUGGUAUUGUAUAUCCAUAAAAAAAAAUCUAUUCGUGACAAGACGUUUGGGGUGUGGUAUUAAAAGGGCAAAAGAUUUUUCAAUCCUCUACAUUGUGACUUUACCUCUCGGUGUGACAACAUCAAAAAAAUAAAUAAAUAGCUUCACUAAAGUGACUAAUACGCGAAAUUAACAAACAAAAGAAAAAUUCUGUGCUUCAUCAUUAUAGUCGAUGAGAGAAGUAACAUUGUGGCGUAAAGAUUACGUUAAAUUGAAAAUUACUGAUUUUCUCUUAAUUACACUUGACAUUUCAAAGCCAAAAGUGAAAAAUGGGGAACAAAGUUUAUACAUUCACCGAAGAACAACUGGAAGACUAUCAAGAUUCCACGUAUUUCACACGUAAAGAAAUUUUGAGAAUUUAUCAAAGAUUUCGAGAUAUCGGAGGUUCUUCAACGGUUCCUGAAAUACUGACUCCCUUGGAAGCUUCGUCAUUACGAAUUCCUUUCUCGACUUUGGAUAAAAUACCCGAACUAAAGGAAAAUCCCUUCAGAGACCGUAUUUUGGAAGUCUUUACUACUCAUCAUCAUGGCCACGAGCCUGGCAACUCAUCAAACGAGGGGAUAUGCUUCGAAGAUUUCCUCGAGAUGAUGUCGGUCUUUUCCGAUCAAGCACCUCGCGAUUUGAAAGUUCAUUACGCCUUUAAAAUUUACGAUUUCGACGGCGAUGGACUAUUGGGACUGAGUGAUUUGGAAAAAACAUGCAAUCAACUAGUUCGAGGUGGACUAAGUCCAGAGGAAGUGGCAACAAUUUGUGAAAAAGUUUUAGAAGAAAGUGACAUAGACAGUGAUGGUGCCUUAUCCUUUUUGGAAUUUGAAAAUGUCGUGACGAGAUCCACAGAUUUUCUAUCGACAUUUCAAUUGAGAAUCUAAUCUAAUAACUAAAACACUUCAAUUAAUUUCACUAAAAACCAAAAAAAAAAAAUACUUGUAGCACUUACUAUUCGAAAUCUGAAAAAAAUUCUAAAUAUAAAACAAUCUAAAUUUGUUUCAGAACUAAAUUAUCAUUCGUAAACGGUAUUAAGUAUAUUAAUAUAGAUAUUAAGAUAAUUUAUUUUUAAUAUUAAUAUAGAUAUUAAUAUAUUUAAUAUCAAAAAUAUAAUUAACGCUAUUUUAUAUAAAUAUAAAAUUUUUCGAUACUAAAAAAAAGCAAUAGAUAAAGAAGAGAAAGUUUCAUCUGUUUCGCUAAAUCUCUUUUAUUUCAUAUAAGAAAAAUAAAAAUGACGCAAAAAUGUAAAAUCGAUUUGUAAAAUAGAAAAGCAAAAAUAAAAAAAACCGUUUACAAGUUGUACAUUUAAAAAUCGACUUUAUAAAGCGAUCUUUAUAUAAUAAAAUCUCUGAGAGCAUUAUAUAACACA